AUGGCCCUCAUGGCAUGGCUGCCAAUCAUGGUCCAGGCCCUGCUCUCGGGCGGCGACCCCACCACCAUCGCCCAGGCGCCCCGCCCGCCCGCCGGCGGCGGGGGCGACCACGCAGCCGCCGGCGGCGCGGACGCGGACGCGGGCGCCGCGGCGGUGCUGCUUUCAGGGAUCCCUUUUGCCUGCGCUGCGGCCGCCUCGACGUUCGUCGGCGCCGCGAUGCAGCGGACGGGGCGGCCGCUGCACUACCUGUCCGGGCUCAAUCUGGCUGGCGGCGCUGCAUUCGUCGCGUUCCACCGCGCGGUCCGCGCCAGCCGCGCGGCCGGCUUCGCCUGCCUCGUGGCCACCCUCAGCUGCGCCUACGCGGGCGCGCCGGCCGCGCCCUGGAUCGUGGCGCGGCUGACCGCCGGGCCCGGCGGCGGCGCCGCGGUCGCGCUGCCGCUGUUCAAUUCGUUGGCAAUGCUCGGCGGCUUCCUGGGGCCGGCCGCGCUGGGGGCGCUCGCGGAGAAGCUGCGCGGCGACUUCGGGGCGGCGACGGCGCUGCUCGGCUGCAGCAUGCUGGUCGCGGGCGCGCUGGCGGGGGCGCUGGGGUGGGCGAUGGCGCGGGACCCGGAAACGCGGCAGAUUGUUGCGGCAAAAGUCGGGGGCGGGGCCGGCGGCAGGUAUGAGGCCGUGGCCUCGAAGGAGGCAGACCCAGAGGCGGCGAGCCCCUGA
Monoraphidium neglectum is the source of this 711-nucleotide messenger RNA. RefSeq lists its product as hypothetical. The record is from RefSeq and is a predicted model, not a curated record. The coding region runs from base 1 to 711 and encodes 236 amino acids. The transcript has a single exon. NCBI's taxonomy places the organism in Eukaryota, Viridiplantae, Chlorophyta, Chlorophyceae, Sphaeropleales, Selenastraceae.